AUGGCGUUAAGACACGAAUCUGAGCCAUUUGUGGCUGUUGCCGUGGUCCUUCUCAUCCCGGCGACUAUCGUCUUUGGCAUGCGCUUGUAUGUGCGGGGCUGGAUGCGCAAAUCGUGGGGCUUUGAUGACUGGCUACUUGUUUUUGCAUACCCAUCUCUUGUCCUCGAAGCGUACACAUUGAUAUCUGCGGCCACGCACGGCUUGGGGGCCAAGUCUGCCACACUGAGCGAUGCUAACCUGGAAGGCAUCCGCAAGGAUUUGUUCAUUUUGGAAGUCGGUAACUGCCUUUCUUGUCUUGCCAUCAAGUUGAGCAUUUGCGUUACCCUUAUGCGAAUCGCCGGGAGAAAGCCUAUCUAUCUCUAUAUCCUCUACGUCAACAUCGCGCUCUUCUCGACCACUAUCAUCGGAACCUUGAUCUUUAUUCAUUUCCAGUGUCGUCCCACUGCAGCCUGGUGGGAUCUCAACAUUCCCGGCGCCGUCUGUUUGUCACCCAUCGUCAACAGCGGGGUCAACUUCACCUAUACAACGGUUGGUAUCCUUACCGACUGGGUUUGCUCUAUUCUCCCUCUGUUCUUGAUUUGGAGUCUACAAAUGAAUCGCAAUAUGAAGCUGGCCUCCGCCCUUCUACUUGGCCUAGGUGGACUUGCCAGUAUUGCGUCAACAAUUCGUCUCAAAUAUCUUGUAGACCUUCUGUCCUUUGAUGAUUACUCUCUCGCCAUAGCGCCGUUCUUCGUCUGCGGCAUGGCUGAGCCGGGGCUGGGUAUGAUAGCAGCUUGCUCGAGCGCUCUCAAGCCCCUCAUCGACCGCUUCUUGAAGAAAGGCGAUGGAAGCGAAGGGCAUCGAUAUCCCAGCAGAUCGAAUGAUCCUUCGGAUGGGUGGCGAAGACAUCGUGCGGAUGGGACUUACGAACUGAGCACAAGCAAGAACUCAGGUACGCUCAACACAAUGGUGGUUGGCGGCCAUGUGCAGAAAACAAAUUCCAACGACCUGGAGGAUGUUGCCGAUAUAGACAACCGCAGCUCGAGACAACUUAUCGGCAAAGACAUAUAUGUUACAACUGAUAUAUCAUUGAAAAGUACCAACGCAUAA
Molecule: messenger RNA, 1089 nt
Organism: Clonostachys byssicola
Lineage: Eukaryota; Fungi; Ascomycota; Sordariomycetes; Hypocreales; Bionectriaceae
Source: the annotation of a GenBank genome assembly